Molecule: messenger RNA, 2876 nt
Organism: Echinops telfairi (small Madagascar hedgehog)
Lineage: Eukaryota; Metazoa; Chordata; Mammalia; Afrosoricida; Tenrecidae
Gene: RCBTB2
Product: RCC1 and BTB domain containing protein 2
Exons: 11
Coding region: 7-1752 (581 amino acids)
Molecular function (GO): protein binding
Source: RefSeq, a predicted model, not a curated record
GUCCAUAUGGAAGUAGAAGACCUUCCUCCUCUCUGUGAAGAAAGUGGCAAGACCAUGCAGGCCUCUCUGUCAUCUCUGAAGAUGUUAGAUGUGGGGAAGUGGCCCAUUUUUUCUCUGUGUUCUGCGGAAGACCUGCACUUAAUUCGACAGGCGUGUGUCUUCGGCAGCGCUGGCAAUGAGGUUUUGUACACGACAGUACACAACGAGGUGUUUGUGAUCGGCACAAACUGCUGCGGCUGCCUGGGCUUAGGGGACGUCCAGAGUACCAUCGAACCUCGGAGACUGGAUUCUCUCAGCGGCAAGAACAUAGCCAGCCUCAGCUAUGGGAGCGGUCCACAUAUUCUCCUGGCCACCGCAGAAGGGGAGGUCUUCACCUGGGGUCACAAUGCUUACAGCCAGCUAGGCAACGGGACGACGAAUCACGGCUUGGUUCCCUGCCCUAUCUCCACGAACUUGUCCAACAAACGCGUCACUGAAGUGGCUUGUGGGUCCUACCAUUCUCUGGUGCGAACAGCUGAUGGCGAGGUAUUUGCCUGGGGUUAUAAUAACUCUGGGCAGGUAGGGUCUGGAUCAACAGCGAAUCAACCAAUCCCCCGACGAGUCACGGGCUGCUUACAGAAUAAAGUGGUUGUGAAUAUAGCAUGCGGACAGAUGUGCUCAAUGUCGGUAGCGGAUACUGGGGAGGACUCAAGAUCUUACUCCGAGCUAGCCAAAUCGAUGAUGAAAGCUAUCGUCCUGCAGGGGGAUUGUUUAAUUCAUGGCUGCCUCUCUGGGCAGGCCUCCCCUUCCUUGGUCUCACCUUUGAGCCGUCGCCUACACUGUGAAAGCAUUAUUCCCUCUGUGUGCAGGUCUAAGUGGACUUGUGUUUUCUCUCUCCAGGUUGCCUGUGGCUACGCACACACGUUAGUCUUAACAGAGGAAGGCCAAGUGUAUGCUUGGGGCACCAAUUCUUAUGGCCAGCUGGGCACGGGCAAUAAAAGUAAUCAGUCCUACCCUACCCCUGUCGUUGUGGAAAAGGACAGAAUUAUCGAGAUUGCAGCCUGUCACUCUGCGCACACCUCCGCCGCCAAGACCCAGAGUGGGCAUGUGUACAUGUGGGGCCAGUGUCGCGGCCAGUCGGUCACCCAGCCUCACCUGACCCACUUCUCCUGCACGGACGACGUCUUUGCCUGCUUUUCCACGCCCGCCGUCACGUGGCGCCUCCUCUCCGUAGAGCCAGACGACCACCUCACCGUGGCUGACUCGCUGAAGAGAGAAUUUGACAACCCUGCUACUGCAGACCUGAAGUUUUUAGUCGAUGGAAAGUAUAUUUAUGCACACAGAACCCUUCUCAAAAUUAGGUGUGAGCAUUUUCGGGCUUCGCUGGAAGCGAAUGAGGACGACGUGGUGGAAAUGAGUGAAUUUUCAUACCCUGUGUACCGCGCCUUCUUGGAAUACUUGUACACCGACGGCAUCAGCCUGUCUCCCGAGGAAGCUGUAGGCUUGCUAGACUUGGCCACAUUUUACAGAGAAAAACGCCUGAAAAAGCUCUGCCAACAGACCAUCAAGCAGGGGAUCCGAGAGGAGAACGCUAUUGCGCUGCUUUCCGCGGCUGUGAAGUACGAUGCUCAGGACUUGGAAGAAUUCUGCUUCCGAUUUUGUAUCAACCACUUGACUGUAGUCACACAAACGUCAGGCUUUGCAGAAAUGGACCAUGACCUUCUGAAGAACUUUAUCAGUAAAGCCAGCCGAGUUGGAGCUUUUAAAAAUUGAUCCUCGUCUGCAGGAAAGAACCUGUGAUGCUUUCUGUUUCCUGCCUGAGAGAUACAGAAGAGUAACUCCUCUUCAAUUAAUAUCACUUAUGCGGAGCUUGGAACGCUACAACUAUCUCGAUACUUACUUCCAAGCUAAAAAGAAAAUUGGUGGCCAGUCUUUUCCAUCUGCCUACAUCCCAUUGAUAGAGAAGGUAUCAAAGGUUCUGAUGAGACGUUAUUAAGCUCAUGGGAAAGAAACUGAAGAUGGAUUAUGUUACUUACCAUUUCCUCUUUUAGAUCAUGGAGGCUAGCACUUGGAUACUUUGGUCUCAACGUGUGCUGUACCGACCAAGCGUUCCCCUGGUCGGCAUCACGUGUGAAACUGAACAAGGAACAUCGUAUCUAGCACAGUGCCCCACACUUGUAGGCAAUCAAUGAAUUGAUUAGCAAUCUUAAGGGUGCCCUUGGAACAGUUUUUAAUUGUGGGAUACCAAUGAAGGAAUAAUUUAUACUUAAUAAACUAGCAGUCUAUAAUUACGGGAGGUUCAACUUUCCUGGUACAGCGUUCUGAGAGAAAGUGGCCAAUUUAGAGCUCUGAUUAGAAUUCACAAAAGGCUUUGGCAAUUAUAGUGUCUAAGGCCCAAGGGCUAAUUUUAAUUCUCUAUUUACUCUGAGUCAUUAAGAUUUCAUAUGGGAUCAUUUAGUAUGCAGUACAAUCGCUUGAUGAAUGUUAUUUCUGGGCUCAUUUACCUUCGUAAUUGCACCAGGUCCUUGGCUUUUCUACUGUGAAAAGGGAUUUGCCAUCUGUAAGGUAAAACGACCACAUAUUUUUUCGCCAUUGACUUUGGUGGCACCAUAACAGAAAUCUCUUAACCUGGCACCCAGUAUAAUUAGAAAGUACUAGGUGAAAGGGGAUUAACAUUUACAUAUUUCAUGGACAGAAUAAACCAAAAUGAGAUACAUUUGUGCUUUUUAGGUCAAGCAAAUUCUCCAACUGCAAGAGAAACUGAAAGGGCCUAUUGAGUCAGAUUCUUCUAAUAUGUGUCUCAGUAUAUGAUACUAUGUAAAGGAAAGCUUUUGGAACUAGAAGCCUUGUUCUGAUGCUGGACCAUUUGAAAAUAAAGUGCUUAUACGCAGACAGAA